UGCCACCCAGCCCAGCCCAGCCCAGCCCUCCCUCUUCUCUCUCCUCCCUUCCUGCCUGCCUUCCUUCUCCUCCUCCUCUGCCAUCGCCACACCCACUCACUCCAUAGCCACCCCGCCUCUGGCUGCCAUCGUCGCUGCAGCCCUGGCUCUUCAUCGCCGUCUGCGCUCCCCGCGUGUUGUUGCUCUCUUAUAUUUUGCGCGAUUAUCUGCCCAACCAGGUACCGUUGAUCGCGUCAGUGUUGCCGUUGGGUAGAAACUUUGGACGAUGUCAGUGGGAGAACGAUUCGUGAAGUUGCACACAACCUCGCAUUCAUAAACUCAGAAAAGCAGUUCGCGCACUUGGAGCUUUAACAAGAAUGGUGGAUAGCGUAUGAAGCGUGAUUUGGGGGUUGAAGAGUCACCACAUUCACGGGCAAUGUGAGGGAACUUUUGAAUUUCUUCCGAAUUCUGCUUGUCGGGAAGAUUUUUUUGGUGAGAUGGAUUGUUUAAGGCUUUAUGGGGAUCACAUGGAGGGGAGCGAUGAAGGAGAAGCCCAUAAGAUUCAACCUGAGUUUACUGAGAUCACAAUGGUGGUGCAAACACAGGAAACCAUGGAAAUAGAGGUUGUGGAGGGUGGGGAUUAUAAAUGCAAUGUCGAUGAGCAGGAAGAUGAUUUCCCAUAUAUUGAAGGUCGUAGUAAUGUAAACAGCAAGGAAUUGGAGGUUUUUGAACAAGGGGGUCUGGAGUCUUUUGCGGAGGUGGGAAGGGGGUCUAUUAAUGCAAGUGUGGUUCCAGAAAAUGAGAAAAAUUCUCAAGAUAUCAUUCCGGUAGUCCAUUCUGAAUAUGGAUUAGUUGACUUAAAUAGAGAGACUUGCGAAAUGGAUGUCAAUCUUACGGUACCAGCGAGUGAUGCGCUAAUGACAGAGCAGGAUGAAGCACUUUUGGGAGGAGAUACGGAAAUGAUUGAAGAGUUUGGUGAAGGCACUGCGGCAUUGGAGCAAGCUGAAAUCAUUGACAAGCAUGCUACGACCUCAGUUGAGGUUGAAAAUGGCCAACUCGUGGCGGAUUUGGAUGCUUCUAGGGAGGGGGAUGUGGGAGUAGAUGUUCACCAGCAGCUUGUAGAAAACGUUACAGGAAACGUGGCAGUGGAUGUGACAGCAGUUUCAGGUGACGGAUCUAGUGGAGAGGCCUGUUUGGAUGUUCCUACUAUAGCCCCUGGUGCAUGUUCAGCACAGGAUGGCGGUUGGGUUACGAAGGAUGCAGAUCAACAAGAAACAGGAACUUCGGAGCAUGUGGACACUGAGAGAAAAGAAAGUAUUUCUGUUCUAGGAGAUGAGAAUGAUACCGAUGGUGACAAGGGACCAUCCGAGAACUUGAAAGAUAUCUCCAGCGCUAAAGUGGAUCUUGUUUCAUCUUCUGCCCCUGAAUCAUUAUUCAAUGAUGCGAACCGGGCCCAAUUGCAAGCCCAAAUCCUUGUGAUGGGGAUUUUGCGGAAGGGUGAUAAACCUGGCGAGGAUCUAUUGAAGUCUGCAUGUCCUGAAAUCUGUGAAGGCCAUUCAGAUCUCGGAGAUCCAUCUUCUUCGAAAAAGAGGAAGUCCUCUGAUAAGGAAGCAGCACCGCAAGAGGCCGGUGAAAAGUCUUCUGGCCGCGGUGGGAUUGCAACUGAUCUGAUGACAUCUGUGAAGGUGAAUCUUAACUUGCGUCGAGAUGCAUCUGAGAACGCUGUGAUUCUUGAGGAUGAUACAGACAGACAACUUCGCGCAGCGCAGAUUACUGCUCAUGAUGCAAUGACAACUGCCGCUUCAGCUCUUGCUCAAAGCCAUAUAACUUGGGCUCAGAUCCGAACCAAGGAUCACUCAGAGAGAGGAAUUGCUAGGGAGGCUCAAAUAGCGUCUGUGGCUGCCACUGUUGCGGCUGCUGCUUCAGUCGCGAAGGCCGCUGUCGAGGCUGCAAAAGCUAUCGCGAACGUGUCCAUUAAGGCUUAUUGGCAAGGUGGAGGUCAGAUUGCUUCGAACGGGAAAUCCUCUGCUUCGCCAAGUAAGGGGAAGGGAAAAUCUACGUCAACUAGGAGUCCGAAGUCAGAAAUGCUGGCAUCCGUUGUUAAAGCCGCUGAAAUGGCCUCUGAAGCUGCCACACAGGCGGGUACAGUCCUGGCUUUGGCCAACCCGUUGACGCAAUCUGGUGGUGCUGAGGGUCCACGGUUGCGCGAAGCAGAUGCAGUGAAGGGAACAGAUAACAAAGGUAUUGGACGCAGUGCAAAAAAGAUCAAAACUUCACGUAAAACAAAGUCUGCAAAAAAGCUGAAGACGGUAUCAGCUUCACCUAAAACAAAGGCGACCAAGACAUCAUCAGUUUUGCCUAAAUCAAAGAUGGCCAAGCUGGCAGCAGCUUCGUCGAAAAAAUCAUCAGUUAAAGCGUUGAAGGAUAAAAUUGGCAAGAAGAAAAUUGGACCUGUUAAAGGAAAAGACACUGAUGAAGGCAAGUCUAAAGGUGGAGUCCAGCAUCUCAUGACGCAAAAGGACAAUAGUCAGCCAGCACCGUUGACCAAGAAAAAGGAACACCAUGAAGAUUUAUUAGAUGCUCGAGCUGAUGUAGACACUAAUCAACAAUCUGAACGUAUUGCAAAAGGCUCAGCAGUGGAGGUCAUGACUGAUGAAGAAGGACUGCGCGGUGGUUGGUUCUCGGGAAAAAUCUUAACGGCGACUAAAACUCAAGCAUGCGUAGUUUAUGAUGAAAUCCUGGAUGACGAUGGCGUUGGUAAAGUCGAAGAAUGGUUUCCUUUCAAGGCUACUGGGCCAUCUUCUGGUCCGCGGAGACAAGUGCGUCCUCUACAUCCGUACAGCUCUGUAAGAGAAGCAGGCUCUAAAAAGCGGCGUCGUGUAGCAUUAGGAUCUCAGACUUGGGCCGUGGGUGACUACGUCGACGCGUUUGUUCAGGAUGGGUGGUGGGAAGGAACAAUUACUGAACUAAACGACCUUGAUGAGACCAAGGUUACCGUCUAUUUUCCAGGGGAAAAUGACACACAAAUUGUGAAGACGUGGGACUUGAGGCCGUCCUUGCAAUGGGAUGGUGGCAAAUGGGCGCCAUGGACAGGUCCCACCGUUAUCCAGUCGCAGGGAAAGACGGGAGGGUCAAGUGGCAUGGUCAAGGAGGACAUUACAGACAAGGGCAGCUCUCCCGAGACAAUUGCUAAAGCCACAGUAAGAAGCUCAAAAAAGGUUGAUGAAACUACUCCUGUCUCAUCUACACGGAAGAGGAAAGCUCCAGAGCUGAGCGCGAAAGCCACUAACGAGAUGAAAAGUUCAAAGAAAGUGGAAGUUCCCAUUAGCGAGGUCAAUGAAUCUACUCCCACUACCAGAUCCACUCGGAAGUCACCCGAUGGUAAGAAACAAGAGAGUUCGACAGCGGCCAAAGUGUCUAGCCAGAAGAAGUUGCCCAUUAAGCCAUCGGACAACAGAAAAAGCAGUGGCAGGAACACGAAGCCUACCAGCAAAGAAAAAGAGAAGGAUUCCAGUACUGUUGCGUCGCCGAAGAAAAUUGACCUCAACGUUGGCAAAACUUCAACGAAGGCUGUGAAAAAGGAUGAAGUGCCUGAAGUUGCCAUGACCAGGACCAGAGGAAAAGUCAAAGCCGAGGAGCAGGAAAAGAAAAGACCAAAAAGACGGUGAUUGGUUUCAAGGCUUAAGUGGUGGUGGUUGUGAUUUUUACAUAGGUGUGAUGACCUCAAAUCAAUGAUGCGCCACACCCCGAGAAGAAAACCGUCCUUUAUCGCCUUCCAAGCAAUGUCUUGUUUGUCAGAUUUAGUCAUCAAUGGUAGGCAGCCAAAGCUGUAGACCACACCAAAUCGUAGUUUUGGUUAGCUACAGGGAUGAAAUCCUCUGCUACUGAAGCAGGACAGGCAGGACUACUUCGUCACUAAAGUGUCAAAAACAUUUGAUAACGGCCAUUCAAGUUUAUUUAGUUCUUUCUUUUUACUAUGCUGGAUGAGUAUAUUUGAGAGGAGUAUACAGUAAUACGAGUUGAUUUUUGUCCUCAAUCGAUGAUGCUCAAGCGCCAGGUGUGCAGAAUGGUUGCAAUUUGUGACCAAUAACACCUUUUGCAGCACUAUUGUAAUGUUUUCGACUUUUGUAAUUGUAUAUGGCCUUAGUUCAGAAGUUGUAAA
This is a messenger RNA of Physcomitrium patens, 4141 nucleotides long. NCBI's taxonomy places the organism in Eukaryota, Viridiplantae, Streptophyta, Bryopsida, Funariales, Funariaceae. The record is from RefSeq and is a predicted model, not a curated record.